GAUGACGUUUUAUUCUUCACUAUCCAACAAGUUAAAUUACGUUUUUUUGUCAUAAACGAUGUAAAUUAAGGUCGGAUUGUUAUCAGAGUUCAAUGUUCUACUGAAUUUGAAGCAGAAGUCUCAAGAAAUUGUCGGGGAAAAAACUCUGGUAACCUUUAUAUUUUUAUACCAUUCACCUAAAGGAUAAAAACUAGUGUUUCUCUAUUGAUUCAUAACUUCAUAUCGUUUUGCAAUUAAUUAUGUUGUCGUAAUACCAAUUAAUCGUGGACCGUCGUGCCUACUGGUAAUGGACCACAUCCCCACCGGAGUCUCGGAUUCUAUUUCCAACAUCAGCACAUUAGCUAUAGGGUGUUGAUUGAUGAUUAUCACUAGCUUAUUUGGUGGGGAAGCAACUCUUUCGUAUCUAGGAUUUUUCUUCUCUCUUCAUAUAGUAUGAACUGGGAUUGAACUCAACAUAUCAAGUCAGAGAUUAAGAAGAUGGUCCAUGUCUGGAUAUGUGAGUAGAUAGGUGAUUAAUGAUCAGUUUGUCGUAUUUCUUCCUCUCAAGAAAACUCUUGUGGGUUUGUCCACCACACAUACUAAUUAUUGAAUAUUUGGAUUAUAACAAAAAAGUAGGUACAUCAAACUUUCUUUAUCUAUGUAGCAAACACUUUGGAAUGCAGAAUUUGAUGAUAGGAGAAUUGUUAUUAUUCAAUACAUUUGGUUACCGUCCACGUUUGUGUUUGGCUCCCCGGCUAUUAAAAUAGUUGAGUCUACAUAUGAAGCAUAUUUAAAAGUUAGCUGUUGGUUCGUAUGAGUGCGUAUCUUAUUUUUAAAUAUAUUUUACAUCUUUUCGACAGUUUGGAAAUCUGGAGUAUGGUCAUACCACGUGAAUCACCUAUACGUAUACAUAUUGAACUUACGGUUUUAUUGAUAACGUAAUAUAAUCACUGUGUAUAUAUACGUAACAACUAUGAAUAACGACAUGUUUGAAUUUCGAUAAUAUUACAUCAUACUAUAUUAUUUUCUUUUUGUCAGAAAUAUUAAAUCAUAUAUAACUAGUUUUUUAUCGUAUCAUAUAUAUAUAUAUUUAGUUGCAAUCAACAAUCUAAUUAUUUUCCAUUUUCCCUGGACUUUUCUGCAUACCAACAAAGACGACAUCCACAUUUAAGUUAUAAACUGUCCACUCCACAUAACACCUACGUUCGUACAGAUAACUUCUCAACCAAAUUCUACAUAAAUGUGUUCAUACUAUAUAUUAUUUUACGUUUUUUUUCAAUAUAACGAAUUAUACAAAGGUUCUGCAUAAAAAAAACAUUUGCAAAAAAUUCACUAAUGUCUAGGCUUAUUUUAUUUUUACUUAAUUUUUAUUUUAAUAAUUUUAUCUUUCAUGAACUAUUUUGAAAAAAUAUCUUUUAAUGUUAAUUAAAUAUAUCUUUAUAUAUUUAUCAGUCACCUUUAUAUAUAUAUUUUACAUACACAUACAUGUAAAUAUCGGCACGAAUCAGAUAUCUGGAGGUUUGAAAGUAAUUGUGAUCCGAUUCCUUUUGUCUGAAUAAUUAAUUAUCCGAUUUGAUUUGAUUCAUAGCCAUCCGGAUAUACGGUGUUCCGGAUAUCCGGAAAAUUUUAUAUUUUUAACCGGAUAUCCGAUUCGAUCCGUAAAAAAAAUAAAAAAUAAAAAUCUAAAAUAAUAUAAAAUAAUAAAAUAUUAUUACAAAAAUAAAAAAAUAUUUACUUUUUGAAUACUAAUAGCUAAUUUAAUAAAUUUAGUGAAUAAAAAUAUUGGAAAACUUAUUUAAAAUAUAUUAUUUGUAUAACUUAUAUAUAUAAUUCAUUAAAUAUAUGUAUAUAUAUAGCAUAUAACGAGUCAAAUCGGAUAUUUGUUUUCAAAAAAAUUAAUAUUUGUGAUUUGUUUCGUUUUCUACAGAUAUUACAUAUUAGUAUUUGCUUUGCUUCGUAGAAUUACUGAUAUCCAGAUUUUCUGUUCGAAUCGAAAAUGAUAACCAAUUGAAUCAAAAUUUACGGAUAUUUUGCCUCGCCCUACAUACAUGUGUACAUUGAUGUGAACACAUAUAUAACUAAAUAUUCACUAAAAAUGAGGAUUCUAAUUUUCUUGGAAGCUGGUAUAUUCUUUUUUUAAUGUUUCCUUUUACCAUCGACCAAAUUCUAAUGAGAUGAUUUGUUUUAAUAAUUUUUUUUUCUUUUUCUUCAGUUAUUAUCUAGAUUUGAUUUGAUUUUUCAUGCAUUUAUAAAUUAUAAUAUGAAAUCAUUUGUUCGACAUCAGGACUGUCUAAAAUUCAUAUAACAUGGAACCAAACAAAUAAUAAUAGAUUUUGGUUAUCAUUGAAAAAAUAAAAAACCUCAAGCAUUUUAACCCAAUAAACAAAAUAAAUAUUGAUUCAGAACGAUAGUUAUAUUUUAGUAGAUUAAAAACAAAAAAAACUAAAAUAAAACCGAACUGAUAUCAAAAUUAAAUAGACUUGAUGUCUUCUUAUCUUAAGAAAUAACGAAAUUAAUAAUUUCAUCCCGCGCAAGGUGCAGAUUAUUAUUUAGUGUGUGUAUAUAAUACUUUCUCCGUUUUUAAAUAAGUAUCAUUUUGACAUUUUUCACACAUAUUAAAAAGGUGAAAAGCUUAAUUAAGUUUCUAUUGAUUAUACAUGUUUGACCAAUAAUAUUUCAGAUAAAUAAAAUUAUUUAUAGAUCAAUGCAUUUUGUAAUUAAUUUAAACUGAAAGUAAAUAAAAUUUGUAUAGAAAUUCUAAAGGGACAAGAAAAAAUGUUAGAAUGACAUGUAAUAUAGGAAGUAAUAGUCAAAGUCAUUCGUAAUUGACCGAGCACCAGUUGAACGCCACCAAAUACUCAUUAUAUUGAUAACCAUUUACCCUAUAUAUAUGUAUGGAGAACCUUUAUUCAUAGAGACAUGAUUCGUGAUAUAAAGAGAUCGAUGUAGUGAAUAUGAGUGGUGAAGGUAAGGAUCACGAAGAAGAAGAUGAAGCAAAACUUCCUGGAUUCAGGUUUCAUCCCACUGACGAAGAGCUUUUAGGGUAUUAUCUUCGAAGAAAAGUAGAGAACAAACCCAUCAAACUCGAACUUAUCAAACAGAUCGAUAUCUACAAGUUCGAUCCUUGGGAUCUUCCCAGAGUAAGCAGCGUUGAGGAAAACGAGUGGUACUUCUUCUGCAUGAGAGGCAGGAAAUACAAGAAUAGUGUUAGACCAAACCGAGUCACCGGUUCAGGUUUCUGGAAAGCCACCGGUAUUGAUAAACCGGUUUACUCCAAUCUUGAUUGCGUUGGCCUAAAGAAGUCUCUAGUUUACUAUCUUGGUUCAGCCGGUAAGGGCUCUAAAACCAAUUGGAUGAUGCAUGAAUUUCGCCUCCCAUCUACCGCAAAAUCUGAGUCACCAACUCAACAAGCAGAGGUGUGGACACUAUGCAGAAUCUUCAAACGAGUCACACAUCAUCGAAACCCAACCACCCUACAACCAAACCGUAGACCGGUUAUCACCUUAACUGAUUCAUGUUCGAAGACAAGCAGCUUAGAUUCCGAUCACACUAGCCAUCACGUCGUAGAAUCCUUGUCCCACAAGCUACAUGAGCCGCAGCGUCAGCCACAGACGCAGAAUCCUUAUUGGAACCAACUUACUACGGUUGGUUUCAAUCAACCGACAUAUACUUGUCAUGAUAACAACUUGGUUAAUCUCUGGAACAUCAACGGUGAAGAUUUCAUCGGAGAACCAGCAAGUUGGGAUGAACUUAGAUCAGUUAUAGAUGGAAAUACUAAUCACUUGUAAUAACUUUUCUAUCUCCUAGUGUGGGAGAUGUGUUUGAUGCUGAUUUUGUUCUCAUUCAGAACCAACUCGGAUCCUGUUUUUUUUCCUUCAUGUUUUGAUACUACUAAUAAUAUUAUAUACAUAUCAAUA
This is a messenger RNA of Brassica napus (rape), 3896 nucleotides long. RefSeq names its product transcription factor JUNGBRUNNEN 1. Bases 2934 to 3767 code for a protein of 277 amino acids. The transcript is spliced from 4 exons. NCBI's taxonomy places the organism in Eukaryota, Viridiplantae, Streptophyta, Magnoliopsida, Brassicales, Brassicaceae. Gene Ontology annotation, biological process: regulation of DNA-templated transcription. The record is from RefSeq and is a predicted model, not a curated record. Gene Ontology annotation, molecular function: DNA binding.